This is a messenger RNA of Centropristis striata (black sea bass), 1415 nucleotides long. RefSeq names its product creatine kinase U-type, mitochondrial-like. The coding region runs from base 1 to 1260 and encodes 419 amino acids. NCBI's taxonomy places the organism in Eukaryota, Metazoa, Chordata, Actinopteri, Perciformes, Serranidae. The transcript has 9 exons. The record is from RefSeq and is a predicted model, not a curated record. Gene Ontology annotation, molecular function: creatine kinase activity. Gene Ontology annotation, biological process: phosphocreatine biosynthetic process. Gene Ontology annotation, cellular component: mitochondrion.
AUGGCAAACUCCUUCACCCGCAUGAUGUCUGGCCGUAACACAGCUGUGAUUCUGGCCAGCAUGGGAGCUGGGACAAUGGCAACUGGAUACCUCCUCAGUGACAACUCUGCUGCUGCUGCUGCAGUUGCUGAGAGGAGGAGGCUCUAUCCACCCAGCUCUGAUUUUCCCGACCUGAGGAAGCACAACAACUGCAUGGCAGCAGCCUUGACCCCAACCAUUUAUGGACACCUGAGGGAUAAGGUGACCUCCAACAACUGGACCCUGGACCAAUGCAUCCAGACUGGAGUGGACAACCCUGGACACCCCUUCAUCAAGACUGUGGGCAUGGUAGCUGGAGAUGAGGAGAGCUAUGAGCUGUUUUCUGAGCUCUUUGACCCCGUUAUCAAGGAUAGACACAAUGGCUACGACCCUCGCGUAAUGAAGCACCCCACUGACCUGGAUGCUUCCAAGAUCACCUCAGGAAUGUUUGAUGAGCGUUAUGUGCUGUCAUCUCGUGUCCGUACUGGUCGUAGCAUCCGUGGACUGAGUCUUCCCCCUGCGUGCUCCCGCUCCGAGCGCCGUGAAGUGGAGCGUGUGGUUGUGACAGCUCUGUCUGGCCUAAAGGGAGACCUGACUGGUCGCUACUACAGCCUGGGAGAAUUGUCUGAGAAAGAGCAACAGCAGCUUAUUGAUGAGCACUUCCUGUUUGAUAAACCUGUUUCACCUCUGCUCACGGCAGCUGGGAUGGCCAGAGAUUGGCCUGAUGCUCGUGGGAUCUGGCACAACCACGAGAAGAACUUCUUAAUCUGGAUCAAUGAGGAGGACCACACAAGGAUCAUAUCCAUGGAGAGAGGAGGAAACAUGAAGAGAGUGUUUGAGAGGUUCUGCAGAGGUCUCAAACAGGUAGAGCAUCUAAUUCAGGAGAGAGGCUGGGAGUUUAUGUGGAAUGAACAUUUGGGCUACAUCCUCACCUGCCCCUCUAACCUUGGCACCGGGCUCCGGGCCGGUGUGCAUAUUCGCCUGCCCAACCUCAGCAGGGACCCUCGCUUCAAAAAGAUCCUGGAUAACCUGAGGCUACAGAAGAGGGGCACAGGAGGCGUUGACACGGCUGCUACUGGAGACACUUUUGACAUCUCUAACCUCGACCGUCUGGGAAAGUCAGAGGUGGAGCUGGUACAGUUACUGAUUGACGGUGUAAACUUCCUAAUUGAUUGUGAGAAGAGGCUGGAGAGGGGGCAGGACAUCAAGAUUCCCUCCCCCAUCCCCGCAUUCAGGAAGUGAGCGUCACCUCUGCUGGGAAUCCUGGAGUAGAGCAGGCGCUCCAACCGCUGGUCGUUAAACUGUUGGUCUUACAAGAUAUUCAUGGCAUGUAUAGCACUGUAAUGACUUACAUGCACAAUAAAUUCAUUACAUGUACAUGGAUUCUAAACAAUAAA